Molecule: messenger RNA, 7911 nt
Organism: Synchiropus splendidus (mandarinfish)
Lineage: Eukaryota; Metazoa; Chordata; Actinopteri; Syngnathiformes; Callionymidae
Product: zinc finger C3H1 domain-containing protein-like
Exons: 35
Coding region: 1339-7470 (2043 amino acids)
Biological process (GO): RNA processing
Cellular component (GO): nucleus; exosome (RNase complex)
Molecular function (GO): protein binding
Source: RefSeq, a predicted model, not a curated record
UGUAGACCUCCGCCUCAGACUAGAAAUCAACUGGUAACUGGGAGGACCCUGAGACUGUGACGCGAACAGAAAGUACCCCACUACCCGCAAGUUGAUCCGACGUGGUCCUCUGACAGUUUAAGGUGGGCGACAACGAAGAGUUAGGCAAGUUAGAGACAUGCUCAUGUGGUGUUGUAGUUAGAAGUAGCACAGAGCUAAAAUGCUAACUAGCAGCUAACGGAGCUCUGUGACACAUCGUUGCGGCAGUAUCCAUCACAUGAGUGACUGUUCAGGCAGAACGAAUGGUACCGUCACCGGCAAAGCCAUUCGGAAGUACAUAUACGGUGUGAGUGCUUGUAUUUUACCUGGAGAGUGAAAUCAGCCGCCAUGUCGUCAGCUGUCUUCUCAUGACGUUACAGUCACAUGACCCGCAACGACCAAAACAACGAGGACAAGUCAGCUAGUUAUUGUGCGCAUGCUCAAUAGUAAAGAAAGUUCGGGCUUAAUUACUUUGGCACAUUUUAUUGUCUUUGUUCUUCUGGUUUGAAUGACUCUCAUUUGGAGGUCUGUCGGUAACUCUAUGUGAAACAAGGAACAUAGCAAUCCUAAACACAUUACUUGUGAUUAUAUUACAAAAUAUAUAUUACAUACAUAUUACAAAACUAUGGCUAUCUUUGGUCGAGAUCCAAUUGAAUAGACUUUCGGAGCUGGAUUCAUAUCCUGGAAACCACAUUUUAACCUGCUGACGAAGUAAAGCAUCGCCAAUGAGUGAUGUCUCUUAGUUUUCAGAAUCAGAAAAAAAUAUUAAUCCCGAGGGAAAUUUGUUCGUAACUUAACAUGCUCUGUAAACAACAAUAUAAAAUGCAAAAUAUAAAAUACUCUUUUUUUUUUAAAGACAGUGUAGGAAAAGGGAAACUUCUAUACACAUAGUGCACAUAAAGUCGGACAUUGAAGCGGGCUAUGUACAAUGUGCAAACAAUAAAAACAGAUUUAAAACAGAUUGAGAUGGAAAAAACGUGCCAAAAAAUCUUUCACGGUAAACGCAGAUUUACACCAGGUCGGGGACUAAAGCUCGACUCCCUUCUGAUAGUUUGGACUUAUGAGUAAUGGCAUCAGGAUUUUCAUACAUUGAAGUCACGGAACAUUAGUAAAACUAUGCAGACGACUGUUUGUUGACAGACGAUAGGAUUGUCAUCUCGCGAUAUCUCCCGAGUGAAGCCGAGGAGAAGCUAGGGGAAGAAGCUAACAUGGCGAAUCCGGUGGAAGGUGAAGUGACAGGGUGAGCUCUGGUCUCUGAAUGAGUUCAACCAGCUCGACCUGUUCACUACAGUUGGCGUCAGUGGAUGUUAAUGUUUUUAAAUGUCAUCCGCGAUGAACGCGAGCCCAUUUGGACUCUCCCCCAAAGAGGACGGAGAGCUAGAAGAUGGAGAGAUCUGCGACGAUGAAGCCGAAGAGAGUAUUCCGGUUCGACUGGGGGAGGGUAGCCGGCGAGGCCGCGGUGGCCCUCCGAAUAAUGGACUACUUCGUCAACACCAGCAUCGCCACUUUCAUCGCCGAAAGACAUUCAAUAUGGGCCCUCGUGUCCACAACUUUCCUCAGAACCACAUGCAGCAGUGCGGGCCAACCGGACCCGAGCUGCCUCCCCCUCCCGGUCCACCGCCGUUGCUGCCACCGCCUCAGCUGCUCGCUCAACCUCCGCCGCCUCUAAUGCCUCACCCCCCUGGUCUUGGUCUUCUCGGGGAACUCUGUCCAAGAAACAAUUUUUGGGAACGUAAUCACGGGACCCUGGGGAGGUUCAGACACCGUGGCAUGACUAACGGAGGCCGUGGGCUUUGGAACCGAGGUGGCCGCGGUGGUGUCAGGACACCACCAGGCAGACAUGGGCCAGGAGACGGGCAUGGCAGUAUUGAGUCUCCCUCAAGGAAGCAGAAGGUUGUUGUACGAAGUGUUAGCAGAAAAAUGGUUUCUAAAUCGGAAGCUGCCGAUGAGUCUUUUGAAGACUUGUUGUCAAAGUACAAGCAGAUCCAACUGGAGUUGGAGUGCAUCAGAAAAGAGGAGACGAUGGCUCUUGAACCCCACAGCCUCUCGGCAAGUGAAGAGGUCACAGUCGAAAAUGGUUCGGCCACAGAACACGUCCCAUCUCCUGAGGCAACGGACACACCUUUGCUGGACAAGGAAGAGGACAAUCUGGUUGUGACGAGGGUUUUUCAGGCGUUCAACAUCAAACCUCUGCGACAAAAACUUCCUUGCACUGUCAAUCUAGAUCAAAGCACGGAGGAUGAUGAUAUUGUUAUCAUUGAAGAUGGUGAGCCUGAGAGAGGGAUGGAUCCUAAAGACCCUCACAUGCCUGAUUGUGUAUGCUGCAUUGGUGCAGAACCAGAGGAUAAGGAGAAGAUGAAAACAUGCUCCUCCGGAAGUGGAUCUUCAGCAUCAAGUGAGGACUCUGUCCCCACCUCAGAAAAGUUACCGAAGGUGGAAGAGGAAGACCUGUCAGAGCUGCAGCUGCGACUCCUGGCCUUACAAUCGGCGAGUAAGAAGUGGCAGCAGAAGGAGCAGCAAGUGAUGAAGAAGAGCAGGGAUAAAAUCACCAAAGAUAUUCAAGACAAGAGCGCUGAGUCCAGUCCGACAGCUAGCAGACAGAGAGUGACCACCAGGUCUGCCACGCUGGCUGCCGUAGGCCACAGCAAAACCAGUGCCAAGUCUCUUGAACGGGAGCGGGACAAAAGCAAGAUUAGUGGUAAGCCUACAGACAGAGAGAGAGCUAAAAUUGGGAAAGUCACACCAGAGAGAGCCAGAGCUUCCAACAAGUCCAAGAAGACAACUAGUCCAGGCUCCACGACAAAGCAGACGUUCAAGAAGCAGCAGGUCAGGAACUGGAAACUUCAGCAGCAGAAGGAGGAGAAGCGGCUGUAUGAGGAGGACGAACGGCGAAAGCGUGAGGAAGAGAUCCGCAGAAUCAGAGACCUGAGCAACCAGGAUGAACAGUACAACCGCUUCAUGAAGUUGGUUGGUGGGAAAAUGCAAACCCGCAGCAAGUCCAGAGAUGGAGAACACAGGAAGUCAUCUGGAAAAACUAUUCUGGACUCCUCAGGCAACUUAUACCAGUACGAUAACUACGAUGAAGUGGCCAUGGACACUGACAGCGAGACAAGUUCGCCAGUUCCUUCACCUACUCUGUUUGUCUCAGAUGACCCUGGAUGUUACCCGCCUGUCCCUCUUUUCAUGACGGACUACCAUCUCCACGCUCCUUUGGCUCAAUCCCCUCCUCCCCCACCACUCCCGCCGCCUCCAGAUGAGCUGGAACGACCUCCCAAACCUCCAUUUGCUGAUGAGGAGGAAGAAGAGGAGAUGCUACUGAGGGAAACAUGUCUGAUGUCGAUGGCUACCAAGCGUGUGACCACAACUGAGGAGAAGACCUCCAGUGGUCCUCCUUCCCCAACUAGUGCGCCCCCUACAGGGACACAGCAGCCCACCAGAGGAAACCUUAGCACUGUCAACCUAAACAUGGUGCAACAAACUCGUAGCAGCAAGUUCUCGCGGGGCCAUCACCACAGCCGAGCAUCCUUGGUGCUGCCUCGACACAAAUCUGUGGUGAUCUCACUGAAAGACUCUGACGACAGUGACUCAGAUGUGGAAACCAACAGCUCUACUCAGAGUAUGUUUGGGGGUCUGGAGUUCAUGAUCAAGGAAGCCAGGAGGACGGUGGAGGCAGCCAAACCCAAAGUUGCCGCUGGUCCUGAAAAAGAAAACAACCCUGUCAGAACCCCAGAAGCGCUACCUGAAGCAAAGAAAGUGGAGUACCGCCUCUUGAAGGAGGAAAUCGCCAGCAGGGAGAAGCAGAAGCGGUUGAACCAUGUCCCACAUGGAGCAGCCUCCUUACCGGCUGCCACCACCGUCUCGACUCAGGACUCCGAGCAGAAGUCGGCUGCAGAAUUGAAGCUGAUUGAAGUUGAGCAGAAACUCAUGAAACAAAGGUCUCUUUUGCAGAAAGACGAGAUCAUCUUGAAGCAGCUGCAGUUUCAAGAGCAGAAGAAGAGUGAGUCUCUUCGUGCAGCAGAGGCUAAAGUGUCCAGACUGAAGGAACAGCUGCUGGCCAGCGAGAAGAUUGUCAGCGCCAAUAAGACGCUGCUGAAAAAGUUGCAAGAGCAGGUUCACCGUGUAGAGCAUCGGGUUUCCCUCAAGAAGUCUGUGGAAGCAAAACUGGAACAGGACCUACUGAAAACGCAGGAGGCAGCAGGUCAUGGGGCAAAGCGGAAAUCUGCCCCGGAACAGAAGAAGGUCAGCAAGAUGCAGCGUGUGGAGGGCGCCCCACUCAGCUCUGAGCGCCACCUUGCGGACCUGAUGAAGCAGAAGCAGCUGCUGCAGCGCCUGGAGUCCGAGUACGCACUGAAGAUCCAAAAGCUGAAGGAGGCUCAGGCGCAGCGCAACAAAAGUGUUCCUGUAGAAACACCUGCCGAGUCUGCUCCACGUACCUCCACACCUCACAACCCACAGAGUCAGUCAGUGCCAACCAGUCCGUUCGCACUGCCUCAGCCCUCGUUGCACGACCUGACCCAGGACAAACUCACGCUGGACAGCGACGACAUCCCCGAUGCCUCUGAACCUGAUCCCGAGCCUGAGCCCAAGCCAGAGCCCGAGGUCGAGUCUGUUGCACUUCCUGCUGCUGUUGGCUCUCGACGACGCUCAUUAAUUCAGUCUGGAUUCACCAAACCGCACCUGGAGCAGCUAACGUCCACCCCUGUCAAAGAUGGAAGCUCUGCUAAGCCUGCCAAGGCCUCCAACAGCCCCACGGAACCCUCUGAGGUGAUUGCAGGGAUUGAUGUGGAUGCACUUAAACAGAGCUACCAGGAGGGGGAGCAGCUGGGCGAGCUGCUUCUGCAGGAGUUGCAGAAGAUUGGAGCUCACGUUGAUGACACGCCUGUGAGAAAGGUGAUGGCUGUAGAGCCUGAUGCUUCCACUGCUGCUGACAUGAAGCCAGUGUCGUUCGGCCCGUAUCACAGCCCUCUGCUAGCCUUCCGCUCAUACAGGUUCAGCCCCUACUACAGAACCAAGGAGAAGUUUUCUCUGAGCUCUGUCUCCUUCAGCAACACCGUCGAACCCAACAACUGCUUCUGCCGCUUUGACCUGACGGGAACCUGCAAUGAUGACGGCUGUCGAUGGCAGCACAUGAGGGACUGCACAUUUAAGGGGAACCAACUGUUCCAGGACAUUCUGUCGUACGAUCUGUCCCUGAUCAGCUGCUCCGAGCACAGUUCCAAUGAUGACAUCAGUUCUGCCACUGAAAAGUACAUGAAGAAGUUAUUUGGAUCCAACAGUGAUGGCAUGAGUGUUGACCAGAAGGCCGUUCUCCUCGUCCACAAAGUCAAUGAGAGCAGGCGGCACAAUCCGCCGUACACCACUUGCAAAGAACCACGGUUGUGGAGACCCAGGAACAUAGUCCAGGUCAGUGCUCAGGCCGAGGAGGACAGUGAGGACGAAACAACAGGAGGCAACCUGACCACAACAAAAUCAGAUGGAGGGUUACAGACAGACCUGUCAGACGUCUGCGUCACAUCAGAAGACAAGCGGUAUUUCAUCAGUGAAACGGACGAUAUCUCCAACCUGGAGAGCAGCGUGUUGGAGAGUCCCUGCGACACACAGCUCUGGAUCAAAUUGGCCUUCAAAUACCUGAACCAGAAUCAGACCUCCCCUGCCGAGUGUUUGGAAGCAGCACUGAACACGCUGUCUCGGGCUCUGGAGAACAACUGUGAGAACCCAGAGGUGUGGAGUCACUACCUGGCGCUCUUCUCCCGACGAGGAAGCCGUGAAGAAGUACAGGAGAUGUGUGAGAUGGCAGUUGAACACGCCCCGGACUACAGCGUGUGGUGGAGCUAUCUGAACUUGGAGCGUUCGUUUGAGGGGAAGGACUACGUGUGCGAGCGUCUACUCGGCUACCUGCUGACGGAGUCAUCCUCAGGUGUCACGGAGAAGCUUUCCUUCCAGCUCACAGAGGCGUUGCUCUACAGAGUUCACCUCAACGUGUUCACGGGGCGGACGGAGGGUGCUCUCACCAUCCUGCUGAGUAACUUGAAGUCAGUGGACGAGCGCAGUGUGGUCCAUCAGGUGAUGGCGGGUGACAGGGCGCUGCUCUGGCUCUCCUACAUUCACCUAAUGGAGUUCAGCAGGUUACCAGCCGAUUUGUUCGACCCGAGCGAGUCAGGUCCUUCCAGGCUGGUGAGCAGAGAAGACUUUCUGCUACCCUGGAGGACCCAGCAGGAUAUCAGCACGCCAGCCGACGUCCUCAUUGGCCUCUUCCAUGAUGCCAUCGCGCAGUGCGGCGAGGAUAACGUGCCUGUAGGCGAACGCACCGUGUCGUGCCUUUCUCUCCAUCUAAACCUUGUCUACCUUCACAAGCUGUUGGACCGGAUGGAUGAGGGCGUUGCUCUCUGUGAGUCUGUGCUGCGGCUCCAUCCUCAGUCCUGCCGUGUGCGUGAUGCUCUAGUAGACCUUCAUAUCAGGAGAGGAGAACUGGAUCGAGCGGUCAGCAUAUGGCUGCACGCGCUUGUGGAGUGUCCCAACAAUGCUGAGGUCUUCUAUAACUCCUGCAAGUUCCUCAUGUCCCAGAACAAGUCCACUGCCAUCGCUCCACUGCUGCGAGGCUUUGUCCUGUCUCUGUGCGAGGACGAGCAGUGUAACAAGCAACCCCUUGAUGUUCUCAGACACAUUCUUGGUUUUCCCACCAACGACCUGCUGCCAGCACCAGACAUUAGAAAGGAACUGGACGACCAACUGAAUCAGCAGAGUUCUUAUCUUCAUCUCAUCCACUGUCGUUGGCAGUGGCUCCACGGGUCGGAGCAGGAGACGGUGGAAGCGUUCGAGCGGGCAUUGGGCUCCGUGCUCCAGCUGGAGGAGCUUCAGAGACUGUGGAUGGACUACCUGGAGUUUACCAGCCAGGUGAGCAGCCGGAAUCCACGGCUGCUCUCAGACCUGCUGCUGCGCUGUCUCAGCACGGUCCCUUCCCGUCUAGAAGUUCCCUUCAACCCUGCUGAGUUCUGGACCUGCUACCACUUCCACAACAAGGUGGUUUCAUUCUACCUGAGCUGCCUGUCGCCGACCCAUCACUCUCUGGUGCUGGAGAGGCUGAGGACCUGCAUGCCCAACAACAUUGAGCUUGCUCUAAGGUUGCUGCGUCAGGAUCUGCUGGAUGGAAACUUGGAACAUGUGAAAUUUCAAGCCAGGAUGUUGACAAAUAGCGCCCCCAAGUGUUUGUCCUCUUGGAAAAUAGCAAUCGCUGUAGAGACGGAGCUGAAGCAGAGGUCAGAGGUGAGACGGCUCCUGACGCAGGCUCUUCAGAAGCUGCCGCUGUGUGCCGCUCUGUGGAAACAUCUGUUGCAGGUGGAGGCGGUGGGUGCUCCCGUUGGCGUGUCCGAUCGUCUGCGGCGACUGCUGCUGAGGAGCCAGGAGGUCGGCGUGAGUUUAUUCGAGGUCAGGCCAGCUCAGACGGACGUCUGACCAGUGUUAGAGGGCUAGUUAGCAACUCCAGAUGGUUGAGUGAAACCAGACAGACGCCGCGCCCCCUCCUGGACCACGAACACUAUAGUCACCUUCCAGCAUGUACGUAAGUAUCGCUGAGUGGCGCUGUCGCUGUUUUCUGUCUGUCACUUUUCUUUGGAUUUUUGUCCCUUUAAGUUGAGUUGCCUUUGGGGGGGGCGGGGUGAAAGUGAGGGGCAGUGACCUCUCACUGUGAUGUUUACGUUUGUGCCAUGAGGAACAAACCGGACUUUUGUUUAUUACAAACUGACGUCGAAGAAGGAUGAAGAAACUGAAGGACGCUGUUUUUUUUUUUUUGUUCGUGAUGUUCGAUUAAAGAGGUUUAUUUUUCUUCGACGCUGAAACAGUGUUUUAUACAUGACGUAUAAACAUUAAAUUAUUUUUAUCAACAGAAUACAGAGU